AUGGAGGCCGCCAUGGCCCCUGUGAGGCCCCCUCCUGAUGAGGCCCUCCGGGGGUUCCUCUCACGCCUCCACGGGGAUGUCAACGGCGAGGAGGCGCGCCGCGCCGCGCGUCGUGUUGGCUGCGAUCGGCCUCCCCUUGUCCUCUCGCAGCCCUCUCUUACAGGGAUGCUCCUCACCCCUCCAGGCUAUGGGGGCCGCCUGAUCGAACUCGUCGUGAUUCUCGCGCGACCCCGCCGUGGCGACGGGGACGACCCCGCGGCGGGGGGGUGGGAUUUGGACGUCGGCCGCCCUUCCGUUGCGGCGGAGUCCACCCUUGGACAGGUCGUCGAGCGCAGUCUCGGCCUCCUGAGGCUGCCCAGAAGGCCGCCAGAUGUGGGGGAGGGGUGGGUCUCGCACGCCACCCUCUGGCGGAUUGUCUCUCAUAAUGAUGAGGCCGUAGUUGCGGAACAAACACGGGUAGGUCCGAUUGCUUUUCCUGGUGGGACUCCAAGCCUGAGACUGAUUCUACAAUCCCCUGCGACGGUCGCGAGAGAUGCGCUUCACUCCGGAGACGCGGUGGUUUUGCUUGCCACCGAUUCUCCAAACGACUACGCGGGGAACUCGGCCAUUUCGUCGCUCUUGGACGCACUGGUGGAUUUAUUUUUCCCGCCACAUCGCCGUUAUUGUGAGUUGGCAAAACAUCCAUCUGUUUUAGCUGUGGCCACUCGACUUCGUCUACAUGCUCAACCGCGUUUGGUUGCCUCAUCUCCCCUUGGCGUUGAUCUCGAGAUGGAGGGGGGUACCACAGCGACCCUGGAGCUAGGGACCCUCCGUGAACCCAUGAAUCACCCAGAGGGCCUCGUCAAUCCUGUCCAGGCUGAUGAUGUCUCAACGAAUCCCUCAACCGUGGCUGUUUCUCAUCCCUCCUCGGUUCCAUCAACCCUGGAACGUUCAGACAAUGCACCACUUCCCCCGUCCGAGUGGCCGUUUCGUGUCCCACCACCUCUUUCUCAGUUCCGCUUUGCUAACAACAAGAUGAAUCCGCGUGGCGCGAAGGAGGCCAGUGGCAGCGGCAGCACUCGGGUGGUGGCUGCGGUUUUCGUGGAGGAUGCAUCACUGCCGAUAGAAGUGGCGCCAUUUUGUAUCGCACUAGGGCAGCGGUGGUGCGCAGGGAAGCUGAUUGAGCGGUUGAAAGAAGAGGUGGCGACCUCCUCCGGGUUACCGCUGAGUGCCUUUACUGGGUAUGAUGUAUUUAUCCUCACUGCAGAUCCACCGACGAAAAUUAAUAGGGAGGAUCGGACCGUACCUAUUUCAAACGGUGACGUGUUGCUUCUCAGCAAAACAGAGCACCCGGUGGACAUCGCGGUUACCGGCGCAGGGGGAACUGUGAAGCGCGCCGUCGCGCAGGAGCUGGAUCGCAUGCGGCAAUUAAAAGGCAAGGAGCAGGCGGUGCUUAAGAUGGAGAUGAUGAAGAAGUGUGCACUCAUGUAG
This is a messenger RNA of Phytomonas sp. EM1, 1470 nucleotides long. NCBI's taxonomy places the organism in Eukaryota, Euglenozoa, Kinetoplastea, Trypanosomatida, Trypanosomatidae. The record is from the annotation of a GenBank genome assembly.